Messenger RNA from Megalopta genalis, 732 nucleotides. RefSeq names its product mitochondrial ribosomal protein L32 (gene mRpL32). Lineage: Eukaryota; Metazoa; Arthropoda; Insecta; Hymenoptera; Halictidae. Gene Ontology annotation, cellular component: mitochondrial large ribosomal subunit. Gene Ontology annotation, biological process: translation. The record is from RefSeq and is a predicted model, not a curated record. Gene Ontology annotation, molecular function: structural constituent of ribosome.
GUUUCGUAUGUGAUUCAUGGUCAUUCAUAAUCAUGGCUAGCGGUUUGUUAAGGAGAAUUUCUCAUGCGUUUCAAACGUUUGAACAAACACUUAAUAUUAUUUUCGGUCGAGGAUUUCCACCAGGAGGUUUGUGUGCGGUCGAAUGCAAUCACGUUGUGAAUCAAACACAACCUGCUUAUUCACCUGGGCGGUCUUUAAAGGAUAUUCUUGACGAUGCAUUUUUAUGGGCUGUACCUAAGAAACGUCGUACGAUAGAAAAACGUCUGAAUAGAAGAUUCGGUUUUCCAGGCCUAAAUUGGAAACCGCAUGUUCCCAAACAAAACAUUUUGAUGUGUAGACGUUGCGGUCAUGAUUACGAAGCUGGUCUACUUUGCGCAUAUUGUUAUGAAAUAGUGAAAAAGGAAACGGAAGAAAUGAAAACAGCUAUAGAGAAUUCAUUGGGUUUGGAGCCGAUCGAACAAGAUGUUCUGGUAUUAUACGAAGGAGAGAAAGAACGACUGAAAGAUGAAUAUUGGAAGGCACAGAGAAUUAUUGAACUACCCAAAAAAAGACCCGAAUGGUUCAGUCAGAAUUUACUUGAGCCAACCGCGCAAGAACCGUCCGAUAAAACUGAUGUAAAAACUGUAGAACCACCUAUAGUUAUAAGUAAAGAAUAAAUUGUAUUAUCAAGGUACUUUUGCUUAUGCACGACGGAAUUAGAGAGAAACAAAUAAAUUCAAAAAAUAUUAUUUC